Messenger RNA from Malania oleifera, 927 nucleotides. RefSeq lists its product as uncharacterized. The transcript is spliced from 4 exons. Bases 258 to 554 code for a protein of 98 amino acids. Lineage: Eukaryota; Viridiplantae; Streptophyta; Magnoliopsida; Santalales; Ximeniaceae. The record is from RefSeq and is a predicted model, not a curated record.
CACCUUGUCAUCCAAAGUCCAAACGCAGCGUUUUAGUGGGCGAACAAUGCAACGCAUGCCCACGCCCUGUCCAGCCUCCAAUUUCCAAGUUUAAUUUUUCAAUUUCGAGUUGCAGGUUUGCUUCGAUGGCCUCCAACAGAAGGAAAGGCUACGCAUGGGCAAUCUCCGCCGGCCUCAACGCGGCUCUAGCUGCCAUCUCCGCGAAGCUCUUCUCUUCCCUGACUUGGAGAUCACAUGAAUAUGUGUAACGUUUGGGAAUGCACACACUGACAUUUGAAGCUGGUACCCAAGUCUCUAAAUUUAUUAAAUAUGGUCUAGUUAUAAUGUUCAAUGCGACUAUGUGGGGAUGUUACGUCAACAGCCUGAAAGCUCUGUCAUCUCUACAAGCUACUGUGACGAACUUUGCUACCAACUUCCUUUCUUCAGGUCUAGCUGGAUUUUUCCUGUUUGAAGAACCAUUAUCCUUUAAGUGGCUUGCAGGUGCCCUGGUGAUUGUAAUUGGUGUAUUAGUUCUUACAAGAUCAAGCAUAGAGAGGAAGACACCCACAGAUUAGGCUUUUGCUUUGGCUGUUCAGCAUUUGUCUCCACCCAUCUGAAUUGCACAGUGAUUUCCAAUGGGCUCCCACUUUCUAGGCUGCAGAUCGUUGUAUAGCAGAGGUCGCUGGUUCUUAUUUUUUUUCGGUUGUUUUUGUUUUUGGGUAGAAGAAAGUUAAUAGGUUGGUAUUCAUCUGUGGAUGUUUUGUGUGUACAGUUUUUCAUAGCUGUAUGAUUCCCAUAACUUCGCACUUAGGCUACAUUAAUUGCGUCUUAUAAGUUUAAAUAGAUUUACCUUUUAACACGAUUCUUCAAUUGAAGAAUGGAAUGGAAUAAUAUUUAGUGGAACGGAAUUAACUUGAUUACUAAGAUUCAUCAUAUUUUUCAUUUAAA